AGCAGAAGUCUCCGGAGGCUGCUUGAAGCAUGGGCUUACAGUCGGGCACUGCCAGAGAGGCGGUGCGUAAUGCGUGGACACAUCGGCCUCAAAACGCAGCCGUUUAGGGGGAGAGGGCACGCAAACAUGACUUUGAGUUCUGACGGUAGCUUGCCAGAACUUCCUGUAAUUGGUCCGAAAGUCUGAACCAUCCACACCAGUUUGAUACGGACCGAGACCACCUCUUUUCGUUGGACCAAGGUUCAGCUGUUUGUAAAAAAAACGAGUUGUCAUGGCACCACCAAGAAAAAGGGCGUUACCCAAACCGCUCCCAGAGGGCUUCAUACUGACCGACAGUGAGAAGAAGAGAUGGAGGCUGGGGAAAAUGAUUGGUCAAGGUGGCUGUGGACUGAUCUAUCUCGCCACCCAUGAUGAGGACCGACCUGUUGCAGCAGACUCCAACUUCGUCAUAAAAGUGGAGUACCAUGAGAACGGCCCCCUGUUCUCCGAGCUCAAGUUCUACCAGAGGGCAGCCAAAGCGGAGAGCGUGCAAAACUGGAAGAGAAGCCGGAAACUGGAUUUCCUGGGCAUCCCGACGUACUGGGGAUCAGGACUCGCUGAACAUAAUGAACUCAGGUAUCGUUUUAUGGUCAUGGACCGACUGGGCAGCGACCUCCAGAAAAUCUGCGAGCACAACGGAGGUCGACUGAAGAAGGCCACCGUUCUCCAGCUCGGUCGAGGACUGGUGGACGUACUGGAGUAUAUCCAUGAGAACGAGUAUGUCCAUGCAGACAUUAAAGCUGCCAACCUCAUGCUGGGUUACAGAGACCCUGAACAGGUCUAUCUCGCUGACUAUGGGCUGUCCUACAGAUACUGUCCUGAUGGAGUUCACAAAGAAUACAAGGAAAACCCCAAGAAGGGCCACAAUGGAACCAUCGAAUACACCAGCCUCGAUGCCCACAAAGGAGUCGCUCCAUCUAGACGUGGUGACUUCCAGAUUUUGGGUUUUUGUCUUCUUCACUGGUUAUGUGGGUCUCUGCCUUGGGACAAAGUUCUGAGGAACCCAACUCAGGUCCAGGAGGCCAAGGACAGACUGAUGGAUAAUCUGCCAGACUCAGUCCAGCAGCUGUCAGUGAGCGGAGCCAGCACAGAUGAGGUGGCUGCGUUCCUCAGUUAUGUGAAAACUCUCGGCCACCAAGAUAAGCCAAACUACCAGCGUGUCAAACAGCUGUUGGCCAGUGGUGUCACGGGAAGACUGGACUUCUCCGUGCCACGAGGACCUGCAGUUGGGUCCACCACCAAGGCACAAGAUCCCCCCACCAGAGAAAAGAAAGCAGGACGAGCCAGAGGGGCCUCUAAAGCCAAGGCUGUGGCCACCGUGGUGGAUGAUGAUGAUGAUGAAGAAGAGGAGGAGAAGAAGAAGUCUAAACCAGUGCCAGCUCGCUACAAAAGAGGACCGACCCCCACUAAACCUCAGUCACAGAAGGAAAAUGGAGCUCCGCCUGCUGUCAGCAGAUCACUGAGGUCAAGACCUGUGGUGGAUUAUGGAGAGGAUGACAAUGAUGAAGCUGAGGAUGAAGAAGAAGAGGAGGAGGAAGAGGAGGCCAGUCGUAGACCCACACAGAUCGCUGCAUGUUAUCUGAGAGGCCCUCCAGUCGGCCCCAGAGAUCAGCCCAAACAGAAAGCUAAACCCAAACGGGCCGGCAGGAAAACGGACGACCUCGCCGUGACCUCAGAGAGACGGGAACGACGACUCCACUCGCCAAGGAGACACCACAUAUCGACAAACUGGGACGCCAAGGAACGAACACACGUGGACGACAAGGAACGAUGGGAUGAAAGUCUGCUCCUCCACAAUGAGGAUGUAGACCAGCGGUGGGUAGGUCUAAAGAUGGAGGAGGAGGAGGACUGGGAUCUGAGCCCUGAGGGCCAGCGGGUGCUCCACCACAUCGCAGGCUACAGCCAUCGCCAGCGUUCCCACAGUGGCCUCCGCUAUGAACACAGCUUCGGUGAACGAGAAGCUCCCAGACACCCACAACAGGAAGCUGCUCCCACACGGACCAAUAGAAUGUCUUCCUGGUUUGUCUUUGUGGGCGUCUUCUUUGUCCUGGGUGCCUUUUACGGCGUAGUAUUAGGACAACAUUGAGGGAAAAAUAAUUAAUCUGAGAUUUUGAGAAUAAAGUCAUAAUAUUAUUAAGUAGUAAUUUUACGUGUUAUUUUAGAGGGGAAAUAGAGCAGCGCGUGUGAAAAUGAGAAACGUGGAGCAUCUUGUGAAGUUAUACUUUAGUUUACGUUUCACAAAUAACUAAAUCAGUAUCAGGACCUUGAAAAGAUUGUGCAAGGAUCUGCGUUUAAUCCGAAGAAAGAACCACACGGACCUGAUGGGGAAACUGCCUCUUCUCUGGAGGAGGAAAUUCCUUUUCUCGUAAAGUUAUGAAUUUAUUCUUGUAAUAUUACGACUUCAUUCUUGUAAUGUUAAGACUUUUUUUUCUUGAAAUAGUAUGACUUUAUUCUCAUAAAAUUACAACUUUUUUUUCUCGUAAAGUUAUGGCUUUAUUCUCAU
This is a messenger RNA of Sebastes umbrosus (honeycomb rockfish), 2542 nucleotides long. RefSeq names its product serine/threonine-protein kinase VRK1-like. The record is from RefSeq and is a predicted model, not a curated record. The coding region runs from base 272 to 2125 and encodes 617 amino acids. Gene Ontology annotation, biological process: signal transduction; peptidyl-serine phosphorylation. The transcript is spliced from 15 exons. Lineage: Eukaryota; Metazoa; Chordata; Actinopteri; Perciformes; Sebastidae. Gene Ontology annotation, cellular component: cytoplasm; nucleus. Gene Ontology annotation, molecular function: ATP binding; protein serine/threonine kinase activity.